AGAGGACAGUGGUUCCUGGGGCUGGAGAGCAGGGAAGUGAGAGCUUCUGACACCGAUCGGGAGCUGGCAGUGGGGGAAUUGUAAGGCCGAAGGGGAGGGGAUGUGAGGAACGCGAGGCCCAGCUGGUUGCAGGUGGAGGUCACAUUGGCUGUUUCUGCAGAGCACUUUGGCCUCCUCCCUGGGAAGUGCCUGUGGGACUGUGGGGCCUGAGUCUCACGUGCAAUUGUAUCUUCUUGGGGUCUCUCAGAGCUGAUUGAAAAUGUGCCCAUAGUGCCACAGCCAACUUCCAUCAUCUCCAGCUCCAUGGCCGCAGUUUGCAGCCUCAGCAAAGUGAAGCCGCCACUUGCCCUGAAGCUGGAAUCACGCCUCCUGCGGGCUCUUCUUUACACCAUCUUCACCAUGAGCACUGGGCAGGAUACUACCCACUUCCAAGCUCUGCACAACACCUCUUUACAGAGCCUGGACGCCAUGCUCGGGUGCCUGCUCACCGAGACCCCCACCUCAGACAAGCUGCAGCACCUCCUGGAGCAUGACCAGUUCUGGCUCCACUCCAAGAACACCCAGGAGAGAGCUAGAGCCAUAUGGAGCAGCGCUGCCCUGCUCCAAUUCGCCACCUCCCUCCCUGGAUUUAACACCUCCUCCGAUUUCCCCAAAGCAGGCAACUCUGUGCUGCAGCCAGGUCUGUACAUCUCUGACCCAGCCAACGACAUCAGCCAGCAAGCCAGGAGCGGGAUCUGUUGGCUGCAGAGGCUCCUGCUGCAGAGGACGGGUAAGAAACCCAGCUGGGCAAUGGGACCUCACAGAAGUGAGUCCCUUGGCGACUAGCUCCAGCUGGCCAUUGGGACGCCAAUAGAACUAAGGCCUCUUCUGUUAGACCAGCUGCAGCAGGGCAGAGGGACCCCAAUGGAAACAAGGCCCCUGUUUUGGGCCCCCCACUUGCAGGCCAAGGGACCCUGCAGAAAGAAGCC
This is a messenger RNA of Chelonoidis abingdonii (Abingdon island giant tortoise), 968 nucleotides long. The record is from RefSeq and is a predicted model, not a curated record. Lineage: Eukaryota; Metazoa; Chordata; Testudines; Testudinidae.